Messenger RNA from Vitrella brassicaformis, 398 nucleotides. The record is from the annotation of a GenBank genome assembly. NCBI's taxonomy places the organism in Eukaryota, Vitrellaceae.
AUGUGCCCCAAAUGCAGCCAGGUAGCCCGGCCCUGAAGCACCAGCUGCUGACACUUAUCCUGUGGAUUAUGUAUUCUGCCCUGUCUGCGUGUGUGCGUGUGUGGUGGGUGCAGCUGUGCGUGCUCAUCGAGCGCAUCCCGAAGGCCUCUGGGUCGCUGGUGGCCGAUCCCUUCGGCGGCCCGCUCCGCGACGUGACGGUCCACCAGGCUGACGCGCAGGGCGGCUUCACCAUGGCUGACUCGACGUGGAAGGCCUCCUACUACUCCGCCACGAUCAAGGACCACUGCCUCCCCAUGAUCGCCACGCAGUCCAUCAAGUCGUCACCAUGGUGGGUCAACACAGAUACUCCGCAAGGGGCUGGCUGCUCAGGUGUGGCCGAAAGUGAUGACUGCCCAUGA